AUCGCUCUCUGUCCUCCCCUCCAAGGUCCCACCACCGUGAUGUCGGAGGGCACCCGGAACAUUGUGGCCGCCAUGAAGGCCCAUGGUGUGGACAAGGUCGUGGCCUGCACCUCGGCUUUCCUUCUGUGGGACCCAACUCAGAUCCCUGCCCGGCUUCAGGCAGUGACCGAUGACCACAUCCGGAUGCAUAAAUUGCUGCUGGAGUCGGGGCUGCAUUAUGUGGCUGUGAUGCCCCCACACAUUGGGGACCAGCCACUGACAGGGGCCUACAACGUGACUGUGGAUGGACGGGGUCCCUUCAGAGUGAUCUCCAAACAUGACCUGGGACACCUCAUGCUUCGAUGCCUCACCACAACAGAAUAUGAUGGGCAUAGCAUCUACCCUUCCCAUCAGUAUACCUAGAAGAAAAUGUAGCCUCUGUGCCAUGUACCCAAUCCCCACCUAUGGACCAGGGUGAGAAGGAGCAGCUCUAAGCCCUGGCCUUGGGAAGCAGAGAAUGGGGCCCGGGCUGGCUGAGAGAGGAAGGGAGCAAAUAAUAAUAAAAGGUGGCGUAGCCCCAAGCGCUGAA
Molecule: messenger RNA, 568 nt
Organism: Gracilinanus agilis (Agile Gracile Mouse Opossum)
Lineage: Eukaryota; Metazoa; Chordata; Mammalia; Didelphimorphia; Didelphidae
Gene: BLVRB
Product: biliverdin reductase B
Exons: 3
Coding region: 40-402 (120 amino acids)
Source: RefSeq, a predicted model, not a curated record